Hippoglossus stenolepis (Pacific halibut) is the source of this 1992-nucleotide messenger RNA. RefSeq names its product N-alpha-acetyltransferase 50, NatE catalytic subunit (gene naa50). The transcript has 5 exons. NCBI's taxonomy places the organism in Eukaryota, Metazoa, Chordata, Actinopteri, Pleuronectiformes, Pleuronectidae. Gene Ontology annotation, cellular component: NatA complex. Gene Ontology annotation, biological process: mitotic sister chromatid cohesion. The record is from RefSeq and is a predicted model, not a curated record. The coding region runs from base 209 to 718 and encodes 169 amino acids. Gene Ontology annotation, molecular function: acyltransferase activity, transferring groups other than amino-acyl groups.
UUGUGCGCAUGCGGGGGUCAGAGUUCAGGGGCUCCACAGUCGUGGAGGAGUGCGGCGGCUAAGCUAACAGCAACCAGCGCAACUAGCUACAUGUGGAGGGUAACACGGGAGCCAUCCCCGACCCCAACUCUGUCAAUUUUCCUCCUUCUCACCCCAAACUACGGCAAAGUUCGGCCCCAUCGAAAAUAAGGGAUAAUAUCUGUUUACAAUGAAAGGUAGCCGGAUCGAGUUGGGGGACGUGACUCCCCACAACAUCAAGCAGCUUAAACGCCUGAACCAGGUCAUCUUCCCUGUCAGCUACAACGACAAGUUUUACAAAGAUGUGCUGGAAGUGGGGGAGCUUGCAAAGCUAGCAUACUUCAAUGACAUUGCAGUGGGUGCUGUGUGCUGCAGAGUGGACCACUCUCAGAACCAGAAGAGACUGUACAUCAUGACACUCGGCUGUCUAGCACCCUACCGUAGACUCGGAAUUGGUACGAAGAUGCUGAAUCAUGUGCUAAACAUCUGUGAGAAGGACGGAACUUUUGACAACAUUUACCUUCACGUGCAGAUCAGCAACGAGUCAGCCAUCGACUUUUACCAGAAGUUUGGAUUUGAGAUCAUCGAAACAAAAAAGAAUUACUACAAGAGGAUAGAGCCGGCAGAUGCCCAUGUGUUGCAGAAGAGCCUGCGCAGCCCAUGUGCACCACCCACCGGAGAGCUUCAGAAGGGAGAGUAGGGGCACAACAUGGAAAGAGCACCGAUGUGCUCGCCUCCACAGAAACAGAACUGUGACAAAUGCCCCAGGGUCGACACAUUCAACACUUUCUUCAAAGGACGCUAAAAAGAGAAAACAAAUUUAAAGUACAAAAAUUGCUGCAUUUAUUUUGCAAAGGGGUCCCCUUUUGAUUUUGCAUAUUUUAUUGCUCCCCUUUCCUCAUACAGAAAAUAGAAAGUGACAAAAAGCUCAGUAUCCAAACGUGUUCGUAUUGACAACGUUGCCAACUUCAGACAGUUUUAGACUUGGUGGAGGGGAAGGGUGUGGUGUUUGCAAAUCAUACUGUUUGUGUUUGAGUUGUUUUUAUGCGGUUGUUCAAGCUAAUGGGGGCAUAUCUAUACUGUGGCGCAAGGGAAAACGGUUGGUUAGAAGCAGUACAUGUGUUUGAAAAACCAUCACUGACACAAAUCCCAGCUGAUCAGCUCGGAGUGAGGCUUUGAGUGGUUCCAUGGAAGAGUCACAACUCUAUUCCCUCACCACCUGAGCCCUGGGAUGCAUGGGAAAUGAAUCAGUUUGUUGAUAUGUCAUGUCUGUAGGGGCAAAAGCAGAAAUGCAUCCCCUCAUUACAGGCUAAAGGAAGGCUGAACUGUUUUGAGGUGGUGAGAAGAUGUUGUCGCCACUCAUAAUUUCUGAAUAACACUUUACCAGCCUGUUAAUUUAAUUCCCCUUUCAACUGUUUCUGUUAUUUUUUAUUUUUUACAUUGAGGAGGCAAAAGGUUCAGAGGUUCUGCUGGGUUUUACGACCAAGAGAAAAAACAUUAAGGAGUAAAAGAAACAAAAUAUUGUAUUGACUGUGUACAAUGUCCUGUGUGGAAUGUCCGAAUAACAACAGAUUGGCUCUUUAGGAUUGGAUUUGGGCAUUAUUUUCAGUGGUAUAAUAAAGGUGUGUUUGGAUGUGUGUCUCUAAACACUUGGAAGUGAUUAGAGACAUCUUGCCUUAAACACCUUUGGCACCUUAUGUUGCCACCGUGCAGAAAUGGUCUUCUCAAACUUCCUGCCUCAGCCUCUGUUGCUUCGUGAGGUUCUGAGGCUCAGUUUUGAAGUUUUGGUAUGGUCUUCUAAAACAGUGUAUUACCCAGAGGAAGCUCUGAUCCCUCUGCAUGCAAGGAGAGUUUUGUCCUCUCCACUGUAGUAUAAGCAUGUUUUUUCUUUCUUUGAAGAAUUUUAUCUUUUCUGGAGCUCUAUAUUGUAAGACUUUUUAACAUCUAAAUAAAGGAAUUACUAUUUGCAGUAAA